This is a messenger RNA of Wasmannia auropunctata (little fire ant), 1235 nucleotides long. It is a transcript of the gene kappaB-Ras, whose product is annotated as NF-kappa-B inhibitor-interacting Ras-like protein. Bases 291 to 899 code for a protein of 202 amino acids. The transcript is spliced from 2 exons. Gene Ontology annotation, biological process: canonical NF-kappaB signal transduction. The record is from RefSeq and is a predicted model, not a curated record. NCBI's taxonomy places the organism in Eukaryota, Metazoa, Arthropoda, Insecta, Hymenoptera, Formicidae. Gene Ontology annotation, molecular function: GTPase activity; GTP binding.
GUAUCACAUAGAGUCACUAGUGGACUACUAAAAACACCACGGGCAUGUCCGUUUCUCUCUGGCGUGCGUAUGCGGGUGCGUGCGUGUUCCCUUCAUCUAUCUCACGGUGAAAUACCGCGUCCUCAUUAUUCCUCGUUCUCGUUCCGCUAUCGCCGGCCAAUGUGAGCAUGUGUGUUCCCACGCGCGAACGGUUCCCACGCACGCUCGGCGCAACGGGACGGCCGUCGCUAGGUGUCAAACGACUCUAAUGUCAUCGCCACCGCGAGAGAGUCGGCACGUAAGAUCCAGGUAUGGGGAAGACCACGAGGGUAGUCGUUUGCGGGAUGAAAGGCGUUGGUAAGACCGCCCUGCUGGAGCAGCUCGUCUACGGGAACAUCGACGCGAAGACGGAAAUUCAUCCCACAAUCGAGGACAUCUACGUCGCCAACAUUGAGACUGAUCGGGGCACAAAGGAGAAGGUCAGGUUCUACGACACGGCCGGGCUCGAAUCUCUGCAGAGCAAUGUAAAUAAUCAGCAGCUUCCACGACACUAUCUCGGCUUCGCCGACGGUUACGUCCUGGUGUACGACACCGGCAAGCCGGAAUCUCUAGACGUGCUCUUUCCCCUGAAGAAGGACAUCGACAAGAAUAAGGAUAAGAAGGAGAUAACUGUGAUCGUGAUUGGCAAUCGGGUGACCAGGACCGAUGCCGCGUUGAGUAGCUUAGAGAAUACCGUGAGCAAAGCGACCAACUGGUGCGCCAGGGAGAAGGUCAAGCAUUACGAGGUGAACGUCAUGGAUAGACCCACCCUGUUCGAGGCGUUCAUGCAUCUGUCGUCCAAGCUGAAUCCUCCCGCUAACAAGAGUACAUUUCCGCAAUUGAGCAUGGGCAGGAAGACGGUCAGGGCCGAGGCGCAGUGAUGGCUCGCUUUGGAAAUUUAAUUAACGUCGCAUCUAGAUAGUCGCAUGCGCGAGGUCCCUCGUGAAUUUUGUACUCAGGUAUAAUGUAUUUAAUGAAUGGCUGUAAGCCGCAAUGCAAAUAUGCUUCGAGAUCUCAGUAAUGGUAUUGUAUUUCCCUGUGGUGGAGUAUGUGAUAUUAGGCUUGAAAUGGGAUAAAUGGACUUUGAACCAUGAUAGUAUGUACUUAAGAUAUCAACAACUUUACUAAUUCAAAGUCUUGUUUAAUAUACCAUUUAAUACAACUAAUCAAAUUAAAUAAAAUUAAAAGCUGCUAAAAUACAUAUUUAUCAAAUUUUA